Molecule: messenger RNA, 974 nt
Organism: Cladophialophora immunda
Lineage: Eukaryota; Fungi; Ascomycota; Eurotiomycetes; Chaetothyriales; Herpotrichiellaceae
Exons: 1
Coding region: 88-420 (110 amino acids)
Source: RefSeq, a predicted model, not a curated record
GGCGGGGUCCAGAGGUAAUCAGGGCAAAAGUCCAUGAACGCAUUUCUGCCUUGUUUAUUAUUGCCGCAUGAUUAACUGGAUAUAAUUAUGAGGAGAAGGAAUUGUCCUCUCGACCUGACCAUUUUUUUGCAGCCAGCUAUCCGCCUUUCCUCUACCCGGCCCAGAACGUAUUCAGGGGCACAUCUGCGCCCUUUGCGUCUCCCCUGCCUCGAACAACGUCUUCCCUUCAAUACUCAACGCAAGGAGUGCCGUCAGUGCCGCCCCAGCCGCACACACACGCACGCGUAUCCCCAUUUCGACUGCCAAUAUGUGCUUUGGCGGCGGCGACAGAGACGAAGCCGUGGUCAUCAGACGACGCGAGCGACCACGACCACGACACACUCGAGAGUAUGUGUCAAGGCCCGAGGUGGCCACCUAUAGGCGAGAAAAUCGCCGAGAAACCGUCACUAGACGAUCAACCUCUGCCCACCGACCCAGCCAUGACCGCUAUUCCGAACGCCAAUCUGAUUAUUCUUACGAUCCACGGCGGCGUAGUGGCAGCAGGACGAGGGUUGUGACCGAGCAGAGGAGGGAGAGAGACCGCACUUAUUACUGAUGUGCCAGCAAGCAAGGCAGCUGAGGGUCAGUGACCGUGGGAGGGAAUGUAUGAUAUCAUUCUGGCGGCGUCGUGAGGCUGUGACGGUCGGCACGAUCCUACGCAGUCAGUUCGGGUAUUCGAGGCAUGGAAGAUGAACUCGUGAUUCAGAUAACCUAGUGUGAUAUCGGGACGAUCCUCCUUUGUCGUUCAUAAUUAAUGGUCAAUUAUCGAGAUAGCCUGAUUGAACAAGAGAUUGGUGAGGUAGAGGUGGCGGGCUGUGGCAUGACAAGGUUCGCGAUACGGCAGCUGGAAGUGAGGGGAAGACGAGAAAGCUAAGACCAUGGCACCAGAUGGCACCCCUCUAAGCUCCAGAGCGCAAUACGUCAUCUGCCCUCUU